AUGGCGACCCAGUAUUUUAUCCCUCCGUCCAAUGUGGAUUUCCAGGAGCACCUGGAGGAGCACCGGAGAGAAAUCGCCAUCAUGCUGAGGUCUUCGGAAUUCAACCAGGACAAGACAGCCCUCAUCGUCACCAACAGCCCCUUCCCCCUGCUCAUCUCUGGCCAGCACCUCACAACCCCUUUCCAGUUCUUUCCCAAGGAUUUCCCCAGGAGGCCGUUCCCACAGAGCUUCCGGGAUCAAACCCCCCGCUGCUUACCCCCAGUGGGGGUCUCACCCAAGGAACUCCCCGGGAUGGAGACCAAAAAGCUGAAAAUCCCCACGCAAUUAAGGUUCACCAACAAGAAGGAUUUCAAAGGCGAAGCCCGUUUCUCCAAAAAUUACGCCGAGAGGCGUUUACAAAGGUUGUAUCCUCAGCUCCAACUGCAUUCCAGACUAGCGCAGAAUUUAAUCUUUAGUUCCGAUGUCCGCCGUGCGCUGUUCUCGCCGGAAAAAAUUAAGCGUAAUCGGAAUUGA
Thamnophis sirtalis is the source of this 513-nucleotide messenger RNA. The record is from RefSeq and is a predicted model, not a curated record. NCBI's taxonomy places the organism in Eukaryota, Metazoa, Chordata, Lepidosauria, Squamata, Natricidae.